UAGAGUCAUGCUUACUCUAAAGUUCCUAGUUUUUAUCGCAUUAGUUUUAAGCACUCAUGCCGAUGAUGAUGGAUUAGUUAUGAAAAUAGGUGCUAUUUUCUUUGACUCUGAAACAAAACUGGCUGAGGCCUUUGAUGCGGCUAUCGAGGAAGUAAAUGCAGUGAGUCCUGUGCUGAAGUUGGAGCCUUUGAAGCACUAUAUAACUGUAGAUGAUAGCAUAAUGCUCCAGGACUUGACUUGUGACUUGAUUGGAAAUGGUGUCGCUGCUAUUUUGGGACCAAGUUCAAAGACAGGCAGUGAUAUCGUUGAGGUGCUCUGUAAUAUGACGGGCAUUCCGCAUCUGCAGUUCGAUUGGCAUCCCCAGCAGUCCUUUCGAGAGCGUCUCAACCAUCAAAUGACCAUCAAUGUGGCUCCAUCGGAGCUAAUACUGUCUACGGCCCUUUCUGAUAUACUGCGCAGCAAAUAUUUCGAUUGGAAAUCAUUUACAAUUGCCUAUGAACGAGAUGCACAUCUCGCACGGUUGCAACAUAUUUUUGCCUGGAAACAAGUUCACAAGACUGGCAUUAAGCUACAGGAGUUUCAGCGUGGUGACGACUAUCGUAUACUUUGGAAACGAAUUAGCAGUUCUCGUGAAAAGUUCGUGCUGCUUGACUGUUCCUCUGAUAUAAUAUCGGAGGUGAUCAAUGCCUCUAUAGGUUUCAACAUGACUGGAUCAUUUAAUAAUCUUUUCAUAACCAAUCUAGAUACUCAUCUCAGUGGCAUAGAUCGUUUCUAUUCGAAUGUGUUUCGAGUUGCUGUUGCCGCUAUACGACUUCGCACCUAUGUUCCUCCGCCAGUGCAUGACGAGAUCGAUGUAUUCGAUGAUGCGGAAGAGGAUCGAUUUGCCUCAUUGGGAACGCAGCUGAUAUACGAUGCGGUUGUGCUCUUUUAUAAUGCCAUGUUACAAUUGAGUCAACGUUCCGGAUUCUACUCGCCUCAGUUUAGCUGUGGGCGUGGCUUCUGGCAGCCAGGACCGCUUCUAGUACAGCAGAUGAAGAAGCUCUCACCGAAACAAGUGAAACCGCCUUAUAAGACACAACGAUUGCAAAUAACCGACGAUGGUCAACGGGAGGACUUCAAUUUAGAGGUGUAUAACCCGAUUAUCGAUCAUGUUACGCACAUCUGGAACAAAGAGUUUCAGCUGGUGGACUUUGACAAGAUCAGGGAGAACUCAACGAAGGCACUGAAACAGCGACGUCUUGAGACCAAAGUAGAUUUUUCUCAAAAGACCGUAAAAUAUACGGUGGCUACACGUGUGGGCAAACCCUAUUUCAGCUGGCGUAAGGAACCGGAAGGCGUGCACUACGAGGGCAAUGAACGUUUCGAGGGAUACGCAGUGGACCUGCUGUAUAAUCUUGCGGAGGAAUGCAAAUUUGAUUUCCAUAUCGAGCCAGUGAGGGAUAACAAAUAUGGAAGCUAUGAUGCAAAGACUGAUGAAUGGGAUGGCAUAAUUAGGCAGCUAAUUGACAAUAAUGCACAGAUUGGCAUCUGUGAUUUAACAAUUACUCAGGCGCGUCGUUCGGUUGUGGAUUUUACGGUGCCAUUUAUGCAGUUGGGCAUUAGCAUCCUGGCAUACAAGGAACCUCCACCACAGGCCAAUAAAUAUGGCUUCCUCAAUCCCUACAAUGUGAAUGUUUGGCUUCAUCUUAUGGUUGCUAUGCUAAUAACAGCCAUGGCAUUGAUACUGGUCGGUCGCAUGGAUCCCUAUGAAUGGGAGCCGCCGGUCUUAAAUGAGGUUAAUGAGGAGGAGGUUGAGAAUACUUGGCACUUGCACAAUACCAUGUGGCUUGUCUUGGGCUCUAUACUCAAUCAAGGUUGUGAUCUGUUGCCCAGGGGCGUGCCAAUGCGUCUGCUGACAGCCUUCUGGUGGAUUUUUGCCCUGCUCAUCUCUCAAACAUAUAUAGCCAAGUUGGCUGCCUUUAUUACCUCUUCGAAGAUGACUGGAAGCAUUGCCUCCUUGCAUGAUCUGGUUGAUCAGAAUAAGGUGCAAUUUGGUACCCUUCGAGGAGGAGCUACUUCUGUUUACUUCUCGGAAUCGAAUGAUACGGAGAAUCGUAUGGCCUGGAACAAGAUGUUGUCUGUGAAACCGGAUGCUUUCACUAAGAAUAACGAGGAAGGUGUUGAUCGUGUCAAGCUAAACAAGGGAAAAUAUGCGUUUCUAAUGGAAACGACCAGUCUACAAUACUACACGCAAAGGAAUUGUGAGCUUACCCAGAUAGGUGAAAGUUUUGGAGAGAAGCAUUACGGCAUUGCGGUGCCAUUGAAUGCAAACUUUAGAUCGAAUCUCAGUGUUGGCAUCCUUAGGCUCAGCGAGAAGGGUGUGCUCUACAAGAUACGAAAUAAAUGGUUUAAUACGAAUGGCACAACGUGCGAUCACAACGGCCCCACCGAUGAUAAUGGACAGUAUGAUAUGGAUGCAGUAGGUGGGCUUUUUGUGGUCCUCAUUGUGGGUAUCAUUAUUUCGUUUAUCAUUGGCGUGGUGGAGUUCCUCUGGCACGUCCAUAAAAUUGCGCUGAAAGAAAAGAUUAAGCCCAUGGUCGCAUUUAAAGGAGAGAUAAACUUUCUCAUUCGAGUCUGGUUAAGACGGAAACCCCAGCACACUUAUCGCCAGAGUCGAGACUCUACCUCGACGGGUUACUCCUCACUCGGCCAAAUGACCAGCACGUCUUGUGCCAAAAAGAGAAAGAAAUUAAAAAGUCGUUCAGAGUAGAAAUCACUGAACGACUUAAACAUUCAUUCAAAUAGCAUUUCUAAUUAUAAAAAAAGAAACUUUAAUAAAUAAAUAAUAAUUAUUUUAAGAAAGUA
Messenger RNA from Drosophila innubila, 2844 nucleotides. RefSeq names its product glutamate receptor ionotropic, kainate 2 (gene GluRIIB). Lineage: Eukaryota; Metazoa; Arthropoda; Insecta; Diptera; Drosophilidae. The transcript is spliced from 13 exons. Gene Ontology annotation, biological process: monoatomic ion transport; modulation of chemical synaptic transmission; synaptic transmission, glutamatergic. The record is from RefSeq and is a predicted model, not a curated record. Gene Ontology annotation, molecular function: transmitter-gated monoatomic ion channel activity involved in regulation of postsynaptic membrane potential; glutamate-gated receptor activity. Gene Ontology annotation, cellular component: plasma membrane; postsynaptic membrane. Bases 8 to 2749 code for a protein of 913 amino acids.